Molecule: messenger RNA, 1235 nt
Organism: Limulus polyphemus (Atlantic horseshoe crab)
Lineage: Eukaryota; Metazoa; Arthropoda; Merostomata; Xiphosura; Limulidae
Product: microtubule-associated proteins 1A/1B light chain 3C-like
Exons: 5
Coding region: 65-493 (142 amino acids)
Biological process (GO): cellular response to nitrogen starvation; autophagosome assembly; autophagy of mitochondrion
Cellular component (GO): cytosol; autophagosome membrane; autophagosome
Molecular function (GO): ubiquitin protein ligase binding
Source: RefSeq, a predicted model, not a curated record
CAGUACACUGCCAUUUUGUGCAUGAUGUUUGUUAUUCGAACUUGUAUAAAAUAUUUUGUUUUCUAUGAAGAAUAUUUAUUUUCUCACAAUGACGCCUGACAAGAAUGACAACACAGGAAUUACAUUCAAACAGCGGAGAUCACUCUCCAAGAGGAUACAAGAAGUAGCAGACAUUAGAGUAAAGUUCCCUAAUAAAAUACCGGUGGUUGUAGAAAGGUUCUUCAAAGAAUCUUAUCUUCCCUCGUUGAAUAAAACCAAGUUUUUAGUUCCCCAAGAACUCACUAUGUCACAAUUUGUCACAAUUAUCAGGAAUCGACUUCAGCUGAGUGCUAAUCAGGCAUUCUUCCUAUUCAUUGAUAACAAGAGCAUGGCGAGCAUGUCCAGAACUCUAGCAGAGGUUUACAGUGAGAACAAAGAUGAGGAUGGAUUUCUCUACGUCACAUACGCCUCGCAAGAAAUGUUUGGCAGUGGUGAUUCACUACGUCCUUUGUAGCAUUAUUAAAAAUUCCUCUCCCCUUCGACAGGUUGAAAGUAGAAUUCAACCGGCGUGCAUGACGUAUCUUCUGAAAACCAGACUCUUUUAGACAUGUAUUUAGACCGAAAUACUCAGCAUGAUAGAGGAAUACAAGCAUUCUAAAGGUCCAAAAACUGAAGACUGAGCCACCCCCAUCUCUCGCAAUAUCAUGAGACUAUACGUGUUUUGAAAAACUCUUCUUUAUCAUCAUCUUUGUAGAAUUAUACAAUGAAGAUGGUUAGGAUUGUUUAAACCACUGUCUUACGUUCCAGAGUCAUGUGUGUGUGUAUAAUAAUUCUUAACCCUUUAUUACGGUAAUGGAAAAAAACCCUUACAUGGACGAUAAAGGGUUAAUCGCCACAAGGAACAUCUUUCAGGCCUAUUGAAAUGACUUCAAGUGUUAUUUCAAUCUCCAGUUUUCGCCUGUCUCAACUACUACGUUUCCAAAAGAGUGAAACCAAGCAGAUAUGUGAAUCUCCAUUGCUCACUUCCUUGGACGAGUUCUAUGAAACCUAAAAGCUUUUCGUCACACGUAGAGGUGUCAAUAGUUUAGGUAGAAUAUACUGUUAUUGCUGGUUUUACCUUGGGUAGAAUACACCGUUAUUGCUGGUUUUACCUUGGGUAGAAUACACUGUUAUUGCUGGUUUUACCUUGGGUAGAAUACACUGUUAUUGCUGGUUUUACCUUGGGUAGAAUACACUGUUAUUGCUGGUUUUACCUU